CAGUUUCAAUAAUAAAUACAUGAUGUUAACUAGAGAUAAAGUUGAACAGUACGCAUGCACAUAUAGUGGUAAAUAGUGUCGCCGAAAUUGACUCCCAGGAACUAUUGUAAACUGCAACGCCACCUACAAGAGGCUACAGGCUACAAACCUACGCGAGAGACAAAUAUAGAUCUGUUAUACAUAUAGAUUGCACCAUACUAACCACAAUGAGCCAGUCGAAGAGACCCACACAAAUCAUUGGCUACACUAAAAGCUCGUUCACAGCAGAAAUGAGCAAUGGGUGCUCGGUAACCCAUGAUGUGUAUACUAGAUUGUCGGACAAGGACGCUGGAGUUGUAGUGAUCAUCCAGGAAUUGCCUGGCAUUGGUCAAGAAACUCUCGCAUUAGCUGAUGAGUUUGUGCAGCGGGGAUUUUCCGUUGUAAUGCCCCACUUGUUCGGACCUUUAGGUUCCACAAGUGUACUCGGUAAUACCGUGCGUGUGAUGUGCCUGCGUCAGGAGUUUUAUUUGUUCCAAAGCAACAUGACGAGUCCGAUAGUGGACUGGUUGAGAGCACUGUGUCGCAAAAGCAGAGACGAGCAUAAUGUGAAGGGCGUCGCAGUUAUUGGAAUGUGCCUGACAGGGAACUUUGCUAUUUCUCUCAUGGCAGAUGAUAGUGUCCUUGCUGGUUAUGCGAGUCAACCUAGUUUGCCAAUUGGCAACCCCUCCGCAUUACAUAUGAGUGAAACAGAUAUUGAAGAUAUCAAAACAGCCUUAGACAAAAAAGGCCCAAUGAUGUGCGGCAGAUUCGCUGGGGACUGGAUGAGCACGGGAGAAAAGAUGAAAACGAUUGACAAGACUUUUAACCAGGACGGUAGCCAGCGAAUUGCCAUAAAUACGCUGCCUGGCAAAGGUCAUGCCAUAAUAACGAUUGAUUUCGUUGAUGAAGAGGGUCACCCAACGAGAAAGGCUCUGGAUGGCGUGAUGGACUACUUUGGUCGUACCCUAGCGUGCUAGUCAGCAAAAUGACGAUUGACCUUCUAACAAGUUGGUCGACUGGAGACACGAAUGACAUCGAUGAUUUUUUGUGACUAACAAUAAAAAACAUACGAACAUAUGCAG
Messenger RNA from Sphaeroforma arctica JP610, 1100 nucleotides. RefSeq lists its product as hypothetical. Gene Ontology annotation, molecular function: hydrolase activity. The record is from RefSeq and is a predicted model, not a curated record. Bases 207 to 995 code for a protein of 262 amino acids. The transcript has 2 exons. NCBI's taxonomy places the organism in Eukaryota, Ichthyosporea, Ichthyophonida.